UGCAGCAGCAUCAUCAGCAGCAGCAGCAUCAGGUUCAUCAGCUUCAAACGGCAGCGACAACAACGGAGGCAACAACGGUAACAAUGGAUCAUCAAGUGCAGCAGCAUCAUCAGCAGCAGCAGCAUCAGGUUCAUCAGCUUCAAACGGCAGCGACAACAACGGAGGCAACAACGGUAACAAUGGAUCAUCAAGUGCAGCAGCAUCAUCAGCAGCAGCAUCAUCAGGUGCAAACGCAAACAAUAACAACGGAAGUAACAAUGGGAAUAAUUCUGGAUCAAGUGCAGCAGCAGUAACAUCAUCAAACGGCAGUGGUCAAAAAGUGAACAAUGCAGGUUCGAGCUCUGGCGCAACAGCAGGAUCUGGUAGCAAUGGAGGAAAUCGGCAAAACAAUGGCGGUAGUAAAGGUGCAAACGGAUCUGCAGCCUCAUCAGCUUCAUCAUCAGCAGCAUCUUCAGGUAGUGCUGGCAAUGGAAAUUCUAAAAGAGGAGGUAAACAGGGAAAUGGUCAGGGCAAUGCAGGAGCAGCAACUUCAGCUGCAGCAAGUUCAGCAUCUGGGAAGGGCUCAAAGUCUGGUAAAAGUCCAGCUAAGCAAGGAAUUAUCCCAGCCAUGAUGUCUAAAAUUCCAGCUUUAAGUGUUUCUAUGUUUUAA
Molecule: messenger RNA, 649 nt
Organism: Tetranychus urticae (two-spotted spider mite)
Lineage: Eukaryota; Metazoa; Arthropoda; Arachnida; Trombidiformes; Tetranychidae
Source: RefSeq, a predicted model, not a curated record